AUGGCGGAGGCGAUCAUCGGGCCUCUGGUUGGGAGGCUGCAGGAGGUGGCCGUCGGCGAGGCCCGGGCGCUGGUGGGGGUGAACGCCGACAUCCACCGGCUCUGGGACAAGCUCAUGUGGCUGCAGGCCUUCCUCCGCGAGGCCGACACCAGGCGCCGUGCCGUCACCCACGAAGUCACCAGGGUCUGGACGCUGCAGACGCGGGACGCCGUCUUCGACGCCGAGGACGCCCUCGAUCAUUACCAUCUCCAUGUGGACCUGUCCAGGUGGGCUCGUCCUACUAUGAUAUGUCUCGAAACAUUCACAACUCAAGUACGGAUGAGACGCGGCCUAUCUACAAAAAUUAGAGCCAUCAACAUGAGGCUUGAUGGCAUCAUUGAAAACAAAGAAAAAUACAAGAUAGAGGAUUCCAAUAAGAAGAUAGAUGUGACAUGGAAACCUUCUACCUCAACAUGUAUACGUUACACUCAUAGAAAGUUGUAA
This is a messenger RNA of Miscanthus lutarioriparius, 483 nucleotides long. The record is from the annotation of a GenBank genome assembly. Lineage: Eukaryota; Viridiplantae; Streptophyta; Magnoliopsida; Poales; Poaceae.